Molecule: messenger RNA, 1767 nt
Organism: Scomber japonicus (chub mackerel)
Lineage: Eukaryota; Metazoa; Chordata; Actinopteri; Scombriformes; Scombridae
Product: paralemmin-2
Exons: 2
Coding region: 987-1646 (219 amino acids)
Source: RefSeq, a predicted model, not a curated record
AACAUUUUGUUCAGUCUUAAGUCUUAAGUUAAAAGAGAAGAUAGCACCAUGUCUGUAAAAUACAUAUUAAGCUAUAGCAAGGAGUAAUUAGCACAAUUAGCUUGAACUGGAAACAGCUAGCCUGGCUCUGUUAAAAAAAAUCACCUACUAGCACCAAAGGUAAUUAACGUGUUCUAUAUCAAUUAGACAACUUAAGAAGUGCUUGUUAGCUGAUUUAAUUAUCUUUGAACAGUCAAGCUAACCUUAGCUGUUUCCCCCUGUUUCUAGUCUGUAUGCUAAUCUAAGCUAACUGGCUAGGAUAGCUUCAUAUUUGCUUUACAGACAGUAAAGUAUACAUUUUUUUCUCAAAUAACUCUGCAAGAAGGUGAAUAAAUAUGUUCCCAAAAUGUUAAACUGUUCCUUUAAUGAAGUAAAAACGUUUUUGUUUUUUUGUUUGUUUGUUUUUUGGUAAUAAGCAUUAAUUUCAUACUGCUAAUAUGUCCCCACUUAAAUCACCUCUUCAAAAGUAUGUGUUUCUUGGUAUGUUACCUUUUUGUUAUAUUGCCUUUUAUUCUGACUUAUUGAGAACAGUUAUCCAAAAAAAAGGUGAAUAUCUGAUUUUAUGUUCUGUAUAAACUGUUUUUUGUUUAGUUUUUUCAAGAUUUAUAUAUGUGCAGCUAUGAAUAAGAGCAUCGUUCUGCUUGAAAAUAACACAAUUUCAGCAGUAACAUAAAAAGAAACAACAUUAGUGCCGGUGUGAUUGCAGUCAGAGCAGCAUCUUGUGACUGCCUGUGUGGAGUUGUAGUUUGUAAGAUGAGGGGAGGAGGGUGUGUGCAGGGAGUCUCUGUUUAUAGAUGUCCUGGCGGAGGAGAAGAAGACCGUUUCAUCAGCUGUGCUGCAGAUCAGAGAGGAGCACACUCAGUCGUCCCACCUCUGCCAUGUGAUUCUCAUUACUGAAACUUCUGGGGAAGGAUUCAACUGUGGAAGGCUUAAGUCAAGAGAAAUACAUGACGAAGCAAGGACAAGGAGACGGUGCCGGCAUCCCCCUCUCCUCCCCAACAGGGGGCACCAGUGUGCAGGUUUACCAUGACUACCAGAAGGUGGCUUUUAAGAUGUAUCCUGGGAAUGGCCACGCCAUAGACAACAGCUCCUACACCAGGAGAGACCAGGUCACCAACCAUGAUGGCACAGGCAGGAUGUCGUCUGUGCCAGACUUCAUCUCCAGCAGUCCAGACCAGAGGUACAGCACGAAAGAGCAGCAGAGGAACUCCAUGUGGAUGACGGAUUCCAGCAGCCAGGCAUAUUCAGGGCCAGAGGACAACUCCACAGACCCACAUGAGACCCUAACAGAGACUUCAACCCUGACCUUUGUGGACAGCCACACAGAGAACCAUAGCCUCCAUGGGGUGGGGAUGGUUUACCUCAAGGAGUUUGUGCUGAUAGAUGAUGAUGAUGAUGGAGAUAUGUCAUUAAGAGAGAAAACGGUCACAGAUUUGUCUGUCAUGGAUGGAAAAGCUGCUGAGCUGGUGUGUGGGAGGCUGUUGUCCACCUCCAGCGGUUCAAUGUCAGAGUGUAAGGAUGAAUCUCCGGCUCCUGAGGUGCCUCCACCUGAAGAAAGCGAGCCUUCACCCAAAAAGCAGCCCUGCUGUUUCUGCAUCCUUUUAUGACCCAUCAGGAGUUGAAAGGUCACAGAUUUAAACCAUGCAGCACCGACUGUGUCCAAGAACAGGACUGUGAAGCCUCUGUGCUCUGAGAACUCUGGUGCAACAUGUACUGGACUUACAUUUA